CAACCCAAAGAACUUCGAAGUCGGGAGCCACACAAACAAUAUCCUUAUUUCUAAUACAGUACGUACGACAGUUAAGAUCAGUACUACUGCUCGAUCAUGGCAUCAUAUCUCUCUUCUACUACAAGAAUUCCCUGCUUCUCCUCCUCCAUCUCUCGUGGCACUACUCCUUCAACCUCGGUACCGUUAAUCCGCCUAAGCAUUCAGACUAGAAUUCCAACAUGUACGGUUACAGUGAAAUGUGAAUCGAAAGAGCCUCCAGCUGAGAUAGGGUUACCUGCGGCAAAGAGUUCAAACUCAAAGCUUGAGAUAGGGUCCCCCGUUAUUGUCAUCGAGGCUCCCCAAAUGAUAAAGACCGCAGCAUCAGUUCCAUGCCUUAGAGUGAAUUCUGGGUUAGUCAAGCCUGGAGAUGUGGGAAGAAUUGUGUCGAGAAAGCCCAAGGAUGUAUGGGCAGUUCGUCUUGCCAUUGGUACCUAUCUCAUAGAUGGGAAAUAUUUCAAGCCUUUGGAGCUUGGUGAUAAAUGAUUCGAUCGGGAGGCUGUAUAUGGAGCUUUAAUGGAGGGAGGACCAUACACUAUCUUCUUCAAAGCUUUACUAUAAGAAAAAUAUUUAUUUGUGAUCAAUUAUUUCUUGAAAAAUAAUUUUUUUUUUUUUUAAAUGAAUCUGUCUUCUUUACAAAUUGUAUCAUCGUUGCAAAUAAUCUAUCACAAAUACUCGUUUUUCUUCUAGCGUAUAAGCUGUGAGAUUUGAGAUUUCUCAAAGACUGCAUUUGGAAGUACUUUUGUAUGUAUUGUUUUCUUUAAGGCAACUUACAUAAUUUGUAGUAUUUGCAAACAAAUGGAGAUCUACUUCUUACUCUCCACAAGCAGAAAAAGUUGGUUACUUUUCCAAGUAA
Messenger RNA from Carya illinoinensis, 892 nucleotides. RefSeq lists its product as uncharacterized. The record is from RefSeq and is a predicted model, not a curated record. Lineage: Eukaryota; Viridiplantae; Streptophyta; Magnoliopsida; Fagales; Juglandaceae. Gene Ontology annotation, biological process: NADH dehydrogenase complex (plastoquinone) assembly. The coding region runs from base 97 to 522 and encodes 141 amino acids. The transcript is spliced from 2 exons.